Molecule: messenger RNA, 5408 nt
Organism: Ostrinia furnacalis (Asian corn borer)
Lineage: Eukaryota; Metazoa; Arthropoda; Insecta; Lepidoptera; Crambidae
Gene: mtgo
Product: miles to go
Molecular function (GO): protein binding
Source: RefSeq, a predicted model, not a curated record
AUGGUGGGAGUAGGCGUGGCGGAGGGGGGCGGCGGCGGCCCCGACGGCUACUACGGCGAGUACUACCCCCCCGAGACGUACUUCGUGCCGCAGGACCUGUGCCCGCACCCCCAGCAGCAUCCGCAGCACGCUCAUAUGUGCACCGUGCACGCUGAAUACGGCGGUAUGCCGGUGGUGCCCUCAACGCCGAUGAUGCCGCAGCUGAUGCCGCAGGUGAUGGACGAGAGCAUGCGGCACUUUCUGGUGGCGCACCCGCACGCGCAACCGCACCCGCACCACGCGCCGCACCACCAGCCGCACCAUCAACCGCCGCACCACCAACCCCCGCCGCAUCAUCAACCGCCACACCAUUAUGGUCCAACCAAUGGUGCGGGAGGACCGCAACAUUUCUAUGGGGCCGGAUAUCCCUCGCACUACCACCAUGUGCCACCCCAUCACAUGCAGCAUUCCCCACCUCCGCCUGUCUACCAGAAGGACGAACGGACUCAACGACAGUACUCAAAGCUCAAACAAAAGUUGGAGCGCAAACAAACUAAUAGGAAUAAUGGUAUAGAAGUAAAUUCGGGUGCGAGCACACCAUCGCUGUCGCCGCGUAAGGAGCUGAACGGUCGCGGCGGCGGCAGCGGGGGCGCGUCGUCGGGCGCCUGGUCGGAGGGCGAGGGCUCGUCGGCGGGCGCCAGCGUACAAGGCGACGACGACAACGACACGCAGGCGGUGCUCGACCUGCUGUCUGCGACGCGGACGCCUCAAGUUAGCGACAUUACUUCAACCAGCGCAUUAGUACAAUGGAACUCUCCGUUGCCGGAGGGCGUCACCCUUCCUAACGUAGACUUAACCUACGACUUGCUGCUCGGCGAUAGAGACGUGAAACGGUACAAAGCUAUCUACAGCGGACCUUCACUAUCAUGUCGAGUCACCGACCUCAGGCCCGGCUGCGAGUACUCCGUGUGCCUGCAGAUCCGAGCGGGCGAGCUCACGGGCGCGGCCAGCGAGGCGGCCACCUUCCGCGCGCCCGCCGCGCCGCCCGAGCGCAUGGCCGCGCCGCGCGUCACCGCCCGCGCGCGCACCACGCUGCAGCUGCGCUGGACCCCGCCCGCCGACAACGGCGCGCGCCUCACGCACUACCUGCUGCACGUGGACGCCGGCGCCGGCUACGCCGAGCUCGCCCGCCCGCGCGCGCGCCAGCACUCCGCCGGCAACCUGCGCCCGCAGACGCAGUACCGCUUCCGCAUCGCCGCCGUCAACGACGUCGGCGCCGGCGACUGGAGCGACGACGCCGUCGCCUGGACCGCCGGCUCGCCGCCGCCCGCGCCCGCCCCGCCCGCGCUGCGCGCCGCCGCCGCCGACUCGCUCGCGCUCGCCUGGGAGCGCCGCGCCGACGAGGAGUUCACGCUGCAGAUGGACGACGCGGCGCGCGGCCACGGCUUCCUGCCCGUGUACAGCGGGCCCGAGCGCGCGCACGUGUGCGCCGGCCUGCGCCGCGCCACCGACUACCGCUUUCGCCUGCGCUGCGAGACCGCCGACGGCCAGGGGCCCUGGUCCGGCGAGGUCGCCUACCGCACGCUGCCCGAGCGGCCCGGCCCGCCCGGCCGGCCCUCGGCGCGCGGCAAGAUCCACUCGCGCGCCUUCCGCCUGCGCUGGGACCCGCCCGCCGACGACGGCGGCGCGCCCGUCGCCAGCUACACGCUCGAGCUGGACGCCGGCGAGGGCUACCGCGCCGCCUACCAGGGGCCCGAGCGCGAGGCGCACUGCGAGCGCCUGCAGCCCGGCACGCCCUACCGCGCGCGCGUGCGCUGCGCCAACGAGGCCGGCGACAGCGACUGGUCCGCGCCCGAGACCGUCACCACCGAGGCGACCGGCCCCGGCGCGUGCUCGGCGCCGGAGCCGGCGGCGCCGCCCCGCGCCACGCUGGUCGCGCUGCGCUGGCGCGCCCCCGAGUGCGUCGGCGGCGCGCCCGUCGUCGAGUACCGCGUCGAGGUGGCCGACGGCGACGGCUCCGUGAGGGUGGCGCACGCCGGGCUCGCGCUGGAGUGCGUCGUGCGCGAGCUCAGCCCCGGCCAGCCGUACCGCGUGUGGGUCACCGCCUGCAACCGCGUCGGCGCCGGCCCGCCCUCGCCCGUGUUCGCCUUCACGACCGCGCCCGCGCCGCCGGACGCGCCCGAGACCCCCACCGUCACCGUCGAGACGCCGCGCUCGGCGCGCGUCGAGUGGAUCGCGCCGCGCAACAACGGCGCGCCCGUGCUCGACUACCGGCUCGAGAUGAGCGCCUCCAACGCGGACGACGCGUUCGCCGAGGUGUACCGCGGGCUCGAGACCACCUGCGUCGUGUCGAAGCUGACGCCGUUCUCGCCGUACUUCUUCCGGGUGUCGGCGACCAACUCGGCGGGUCGCGGCGCGCGCUCCGGCGUGCGCGACGUGCUGAUGCCGCGCGCGCCGCCCGGCGCGCCGACGGGGCUGCGGCACGAGGCCACGGCGGACUCGCUGCGGCUGAGCUGGCGCGCGCCGGCGGCGCACGGGGCCGACGUCCUGCGCUACCGCGUGGAGGUGGGCGACGCGGCGUUCGACACGGAGGACGCGGCGCCGGAGCGGCUGGUGGAGGGGCUGCGGCCGGACACGGCGUACCGCGUGCGCGUGGCGGCGCUGAGCGAGCUGGGCGCGGGCGAGUGGUCGGAGGAGGCGCGCGCGAGCACGCGGCCGCCGCCGCCCGCGCCGCCGCGCCUCAGGGCCGCGCAGGUGGCGCACAACUUCCUGCGGCUGGAGUGGGAGGGCGCCGGCGAGGGCGCGCAGUACUGCGUGGAGAUGCGCGGCGCGGACGGGCGCGAGUUCCGCGCCGUGUACCGCGGCUCGGCGCGCUCGUGCAAGGUGAAGAAGCUGCGCGAGGCGAGCGCGUACGCGUUCCGCAUCCGCGGCGGGCGCGGCGCGUGGGGCCCGGCGCUGGCGCUGCGCACGGCCGCCGCGCCGCCGCCGCCGCCGCGCACGCCGGCGCUGACGCAGCCGUCGCCGCGCGUGGCCGUGGUCGCGUGGGACGCGCUCGAGGACGCCGAGUACGUGCUGCAGUGCGCCCGCGGCAAGGAUGCCGUCUUCAAACAGGUGUACGCGGGCAGCGAGCCGCAGUUCCAGCUGGAGGAGCUGGAGGCGGGCGCGGAGUACCUGGUGCGCGUGCAGGCGGUGCGCGGCGGGCUGGGCUCGGCGUGGUCGGGCGCGGCGCGGCUGGCGGUGGCGGCGCCGGCGCCGGCGCGGCGGCGGCCGGCGCCGGCGCGCGCGCUGGGGGCGCGGCAGGCGGCGCUGCUGCUGGCGGCCGGCUUCCUGCUGCUGGCCGUGCUGGUGGCCGUGCUGCUGCAGCGCCUGGUGGAGCCGCGGCCGUGACGCGCGCUCGCGGCGGCCCGCCCGCGCGCGCUGGCCCGCCUGUGAACGACUGUCGUGUACAUGUUCUGUAGAUAAUCGCGGCCCGCCGAACGCUCGCGACCGUCGGCGACGAUGGCCGCUGUGAAUAUAGCUUCACAUGUGUAAAAUGUUUUAUGCGUAAAUGUGAAGUUGCCAUUUCUGAAUAUGUAUCUUGCUGGGGUCUCGCGCUCUUCCGCGAAGCCCGUGUGUGUCUUUUGUCUUUCACAAAUCUUCACGAUCUAGUCUACGCUUGUGACUUGUUGUUUCGUUUCCUGUUCCGGCACGUCGGUUGAUAUUUAUUAAUAUAUUCUAUGUGUGUAUCGAUCGUGUUGUUGAUUGUUCUAGAGGUGAUACGAUGCGUACUUCCGAUAUUUUAUUAGUCUUCUCGACUGUAUGUUUUCCGUAUAUUUGAUACAUCUUUAUAGAAACGGUCUGUUGCGAGUUUUUAUCAGUUUUUAAUUGUAAGAAGUUAGUAAACAACUAAGGUGCUCUAUGAUUAAAGUUUUGUUAAGAGGGACGUGGCCCCUCCGUCUGCAACGAGUUUCCAGUGUGUGUGCUGUGAUCACUUCCUUAUGCGAAUGAGACUGAUUUUACAAGUAACGCUUUGUUUAUAGAAAUGUUUCAAAUGCUUUCGUAACACUUUUUGACGACGGCGCGGCCCGCCGCUGUACAGCUACAUAAUCCCACUUUAUAUACUCCGAAUGCUUAUUUGAUAAAUGAUAAUAUCGAUGUACCUAAUCAUAUUGUAACGUCGGUAGUAAUUAAUUUGUUUUAAUUCAUAGAACAUGACCUUUUAUUGAUGACAUUAUGUAAUGCGUAGGUAAUUUGUUUAUAAAUUUAGAGAUUACGAAUUAUUGAGAUUGUUACCACCCGGUAAAUAAAUAAGGAAUUGUCAAAUUCGACCUAAUUUAUAAGGCAUUAUGUCCCAAAUGUACGUUUCAAAGAAAUAUAAUUAAUUAUAUAAAUCCCUUAUUGAUGUUUGUUAAUUUAAUAGCAUUAUUAGGAAAAUGUUAACUGAUUUCCAUAUUAUACAUAAUUAUUCUAAAUGAAUUUUGUUCUAGAUAAGCAAAAUGUCUUUAUUGUGUAUCUUUUAUUGGAAGGUUAGAGUAAAUUAUAAUGCCGUUAUAAGAGAUUUCCAUUAUACAUUGGUGUUUAUAUAUCACUAUAUAAUAAUACUAUUCACGAUUAAGCGUUUCUGAACUAUCGGUGGUAAUGCGGUUAUUAUAAUGUUCGAUAUAGUCAAUGUCACGUAGGCCUCACCGUAUCGAUGUGUUGUCGAGCCCUAACUAGGUACUAAUUGCAAUUAUUCUUUGUAAUCGAGAUUACCGUGACACACCAAUAGGUUUAAUACUUCGUAAAUAUAUAAUAUUUACUUCUCCUGUGAUCAGCUUAUUCUAUUCUUUGUAUAUCUUUAUUGUUGUUAUCCGAACAUUCCUAGGGUACUGUUAUUUUCCGAUUUCAAUAAACUUGUUUCAAUUGUUAUUUCUAUGUAAACGAGAAAUUCACUUGGUGCCUAAUUUCAUAAUGGCAUAAUGAAAUCGUAAGCGCAGCUUACAAUGUUAUAAAGAAUUAUUUAAUUUUUGAAAAUUUUAUAAUAAUGAUGAUGUGCAAUUAUUUUAACAAUUUAUUUAUUCUUUAUCGCUUAAUAUAAUAUUUAUUUUUUAGAAAGUAUAUCGAGAUUUCUAUAGCGUCACUACAAUAAAGGAAUCCAAUGUUCCUAAAUUUUAAUGAUUUUUACAUACUGUACAAUACACCAAUUGCAAGCUAAAUUGUGUACUACAGUCAAGCAUUCCAACUUUAUUCCACUUGUAAAUAGGCCUAACGAAUUUUACUACUUUUGAAUGUACAUCUUGCUUUAAUAAUGAAAUUGUAAAUAAAUCUGACGUUGAUGAGCUUCGUGUAAGAGGCGUGUUUAGAUACUGAACAUUUGCCAAUGGAAAUUACUAUUCUGUGUUGAGACUAAAACGUUUUUCAAUUAAUGAGAUAUAUGAUUAACGGGGAUAACAUCUCAUAUUGUAUUUGUG